Drosophila takahashii is the source of this 1876-nucleotide messenger RNA. Its product is annotated as synaptic vesicle glycoprotein 2B. NCBI's taxonomy places the organism in Eukaryota, Metazoa, Arthropoda, Insecta, Diptera, Drosophilidae. Gene Ontology annotation, molecular function: transmembrane transporter activity. Gene Ontology annotation, biological process: transmembrane transport. The record is from RefSeq and is a predicted model, not a curated record. Gene Ontology annotation, cellular component: membrane.
AGAGGCGAUCCAAGCAUUAAGCACUGAGCGAAGAUGGGUGAAGAAUCCAGAGAAUCCAAAGCUGAUUCCAAGCUGCCCAAGAUCGCAGAGCAGCCAAACGAUGAGGUGGCUCCAGUGGCUCCGGCGGAUUUCGAGACCGCCAUCGAUGCAGCUGGCUUCGGGAUGUUCAACAUCCUGCUGCUGGUGGCCGCCGUUCCGGCGGCAAUGGGCACCGUCUACGAGACCUCCACGAUGUCCUACAUCCUGCCCAGCGCCGAGUGCGAUCUCAAGCUGAGCCUGCUGGACAAGGGCAUCCUGAAUGCCAUCACCUAUGCGGGCAUGAUCAGUUCAGCGGUGAUGUGGGGCUACCUGGCCGACACGAAGGGCAGGAGAAAUCUCCUCAUAGUGGGCUACGCGGCCGAUACGUUGUGCGUUUUGGGCGGAGCCUUCAGUCAGAAUCGAAUCCAAUUGAUGGUCUUCAAGUAUCUGGGUGGCUUCUGCAUGAGUGGCCCCUUCGCCGUGCUCAUGGCCUAUCUGACGGAACUCCAUGGACGGAAGCAUCGCCAGCGCAUCAUGAUGAUGGUGGGCAUCAUGUUCUCGUUUGCCACGCUUACGCUGCCGGGAUUGGCCAUGCUGAUAUUGCCCCAAACGUGGGACCUGCAUAUCUGGACUUUGACGCUCACAUCCUGGCAAGUUUUCGUCGCCAUCACCGCGCUACCCAGCCUCGCGAGCUUUAUGCUCUUCUUUUUAUUCCCGGAGAGCCCCAAGUUUCUCAUGUCCAAGGGACGCAAUCAGGAAGCCAUGGCUGCCUUUAAGUUCAUAUACCAUCUGAACUCGCGAAAACCCAAGGACUCGUUUCCAAUCAAACUGCUGGCCAAUGAAGUAAUCGUUCCGGAGAAAAGGCACAAGAAGGGUGAAACUGUUCCACCGCCUGAGAUCAAAGUGGCCAUCGAGGCUCCAGCUGAGGUUCAGGAUCCGGAGAAACAGGACGCCAAGAAGAGCUCUCUGCGUUCGGGCUUCACUCAGCUGCGUCCACUUUUCACAAAGCCCUACUUGGGUCUCUCUCUCUGGGUCUACCUUCUCAACUUCUGCGUGCUCUUGGGACAGAACACCAUGCGAUUGUGGCUGCCGCAGCUCUUUGCCUCGAUCAACGAGUACGAACAGCUGAUGGCGGGACAAUCGGAAUCGACGAGCAUUUGCAACAUCCUGGAGUUCAGUGUUAAUCGCACCCAAAGCCAGCUGGAGGCAGCCACUCGAAAAGAUCUCGACGCCGAGUGCGUUGUGAAUAUAACCGCCUCUUCGUAUACCAACAAUCUGAUUGUGGCCGCUGCAGGCUUAGUGGCCUACAUGCUGGCCGGAUUCCUGGUGAAUCUCGUAGGCGUCAAGCGCAUCAUGACCCUGGGACUCUUCGUAGCUGGCUGCUGUUCUAUUGGGAUGUACUGGUCCAAUACGGCGAUUUCUACAGUGGCCAUUGCCUCACUGUUCGUGACCAUGGGCAGCAUAUCGGCCACUUCGGUGAUCAGUGCCUCAGUCAAUCUCUUUCCCACCUCGCUGAGGACAAUGAUUGUCUCGCUGGAAAUGAUGUUCGGCCGUUUGGGCUCGCUGCUAGGAAAUAUUUUCUUCCCCGCUCUGAUGGGUUUGGGCUGUGUGCCUCCGUUCCUAAUGAUCAGUUCGUUCAUGCUGGCUGGAUGCCUGAUGGCCGCCUUCCUGCCGCUGAAGAACAAGGCUGCCCUGAAGUGAAUGUCAGCUCCUUUUGGACCGACCGUAACAAGUUUCCAACAACUCAGUGUUCCAUUCCACUGCUGUACAUAGUGUAUUUAACUUAAUUCUUAGAUUAGUUCCUUAGUUUGUGUCGCCACUUUUUACACUCUUGCAGAGGUUGCAAUAUUUGAGGAAA